GCUGCUGUGUUGUUAGUUGUAAUCUACGUCAAAUGAUUCUGGGUGUACUUGUUCGAAAGAAAUAUGUUUCAUUAACAUACCUUUAGAAACUUAAUUUUUUGAACGUGUGCUUUUUAUCGUUUAGAGAUUGAAAGACACCUUCGUGUUCCGCAGAUUUAUAGUGAAAGUCAAUUUCGUGUGAUAAACUGCAAAAUAUCAAGAUGCCAGAAAACGAGUACGGCUCGAUAAAAACUGAGGAGGAGGCGCAGAUUCCACCUGAUAGAUCCCAAAGGCUAACGAAUGAAGAUUUUAGGAAACUUCUCAUGACACCAAGGUCGUCUGUUCCAUCGUCACUGCCUACUGCUCCAUCAAGGGAUGCUGUACCACCAACUCCAGAUGCUGAAGGUGAAGAUAGAGCGGAGAGACGGCGUAAAAAGAAAAGCUUUUAUGCAAAGCUCAAAAAGCAAGAAGAUGAUAAAAUGGCCGAACUGGCGAAAAAGUACAGAGACAGGGCUGGCGAAAGGCGUGAUGGUGCCAAUCCAGAUUAUCAGGCAGAAGACCCACUCUCAACAGCUAGUGGGUAUAGAGCUGUUGCUCCUGAUCUUAAAUCUGGAAUGGAUGCUGCAGAACGACGAAGGCAGAUGAUUCAGGAAUCCAAAUUCUUGGGAGGUGAUAUGGAACAUACCCAUCUUGUGAAAGGCUUGGAUUAUGCUCUUCUUCAAAAGGUUCGUUCUGAGAUCCAAGCGAAAGAACAAGAACAAGAGGAAGAAAUGGAGAAGCUUGUAAAAACAAAAAAAGAACGCAAAGACGAGGAAGAAGAGAUGCAGUUCAAGACGAGGCUUGGGCGGAAUAUAUACAGAGCUGUUUUUAAGAUGAGACCAGCUGAACGCAAUGAGCUAUUUGUACCUGGGCGCAUGGCGUAUGUUGUAGACUUGGAAGACGAAUUAGCUGAAAGUGAUAUCCCAACUACUUUGAUACGUAGUCGACAGGACGUUCCUGCUCUUGAAUCAACUGCCACACUUACCACAAAUGACAUUGUCAUCAAUAAGUUGGCUCAAAUAUUGUCAUAUCUGCGUGCUGGUGGUCGACAUGGAAGGAAAGGAAAGAAGAAAGGCGCUGCAGCUGCUGGAAAGAAACUAGCACAGCCACAGGAUGACAGUAUAUAUGGAGAAAUUGGAGACUAUAUUCCAACUGGGCGUCGCCAAGAUGGAAGGACAGUCCGAUCUGGUCCAUACUUUGAGAAGCCCGGCGAAGGAGAUGGUGAUGAUGUGCUAGAUGAUCGCCCAACAGUUGAAGAACACCGAGAGCCUGAACCACCUCCACCACAAGCAGCUACAGCUCCUGCCCCUCAAGCAAGACGACAAGAACCUAGUCGUGCCCAGCAAUUGCUUACUCGUUUGGCAGCUGAGCCGGAGGGCUAUGCAGAAUGCUACCCCGGACUUGAAGAGAUGCAGGAUGCUAUUGAUGAUUCAGAUGAUGAAGUUGAUUAUACUAAAAUGGAUCUCGGCAAUAAAAAGGGUCCAAUUGGACGAUGGGAUUUUGAUACACAAGAAGAAUAUUCUGAUUAUAUGAACAGCAAAGAGGCAUUGCCCAAGGCAGCCUUCCAGUAUGGAGUGAAGAUGGCAGAUGGGCGGCGGACACGAAAAUACCACAAAGAGAAAAAUGAGAAAGCAGAAUUGGAUCGUGAAUGGCAGAAGAUCCAAAACAUUAUACAGAAAAGAAGAAUACCAGGACCAGUGGGUCCAGAGCCAGACUUUAAAAAGCCAAAAUAUUAAUUUUUUCUGCCUUUUGUAUUUGCUUAUGACUAACAGUCAUUCAAUAAACUGUAUCUCUUACAGUACCUUUGUGCAUAAAAAUUGUUUAUUGCUGUUAUUUUCCUUACUAGUUGAUCGUCUCUCUUUCAUUUAACUCUGUGUGUGUGUGUGUGUGUGUGUGUGUGUGUGUGUGUGUGAGAGAGAGAGAGAGAGAGAGAGAGAGAGAGAGAGAGAGAGAAUGCAUUUGUAGCCUCUUAACAAACUUUUUCUUUUAAGAUACCUAGUGUUGUUUACAAUGUAUUGUUCCUUUGUAAAAGGAACUUACAGAACACAAUAUAAUUUUGCUAGAAAUGAAUACAUAAUUUCGCAAAUUGGGUAUUUUUUUAUAUAAAACUAGACUUUUUAUCUCUAAAUAAUAUAUGUAUUGUUCAGGGUCUUUUUUUUAUUUUUAGUGUCUUAAGUAAUGUCACUUACAGUCAUCUCAGGGUACAGCCCAAAUCUCUAAUAUACCCCUGCAAAUUGAUCCUGAAGUAAAUAACUGUCUUCUCAUUUAUGCAUAUAUAACAAGAAAGUUCUUAAGAGGAAUAUAACUAGAUGCUAAAUAAACAAACAAAUAUUCAUAAGAAGAAUAUAAUAAUUUAUUAAAUGUUUCCUUGAUGAUUAAGUGUUAGGGGCAUGUAAUUAAAGUUUGCAAUUUGUGCAAAUACACAUUGAAACUGACCAGAAAAUUUAAUUUUACAGAGCUUUUCUUAAAGUUUUUCCAAUAAAUUAGUAAAAUUCAUUUCCUGAGUGCUUUGUUUAUUUUACUUCUAGUUAGUUUGUAUAUUUUACUCCUAGUGUAAUUCUAAGAUGUAAAGUGCAUAAUACAUAAUAAAUUAUG
Molecule: messenger RNA, 2613 nt
Organism: Schistocerca serialis cubense
Lineage: Eukaryota; Metazoa; Arthropoda; Insecta; Orthoptera; Acrididae
Gene: beag
Product: protein Red
Exons: 2
Coding region: 201-1754 (517 amino acids)
Biological process (GO): mRNA splicing, via spliceosome
Cellular component (GO): nucleus
Source: RefSeq, a predicted model, not a curated record